GGCAAUAAAUCCAACAAUUAGGCUUCGUGGGAAUUUUCACGGGAAAGUGUAAAGUGUAUUGCAAAUAGAAGAUAAAGUGUAUUUCCUCUUAGCUCAAUAAGUGCCUAUAAAAAGACGACUGCAGGUGAAUUGAUUUCUUCAGAUAAGCAAAGUGUCUCUUGAGGUUGAGAUCUUUGAGGUGCGGGAGUAGAUGUGAAAGAUGUGGAAUAAAUCCGUUCUUGUGCUGGGAUUACUGAUAAGUGUGUGCCAGUGCUGGGACAGAGUGCACCACAAUCGUGUCGAUUUUUCCCCAAUGUAUGUGGGUGAAUGUGGGCAGAUUUAUGUGAUGGACAAAGUUGUAAUUGAAUCCCCAGGCUAUCCCAAACAAUAUCAUCCCAAUAUUCACUGUGAAUAUGUUCUGUGGUCGCCAUGCCCAACAAAUUUUCACGUUCAAUUCCACGAAUUUGACCUGGAGGCCUCACAUCUCUGUCACAAGGAUCAAUUGAGGGUAUCACGGGAUGGUGAAGAUAUUCAUCUCUGUGGUCGUGUUGCCGGUGUUACAUCCUACGGAUCCCAAGGAGGUGUGAUUAAAUUGAAUUUUAUCACUGACAAUACGAUAGAAUACAUGGGUUUUCGUCUCUUAAUCACCCGUGAUGCCUGCCAUAGUGGGAGUGUCAAUGACACCUAUGGCACAGGUAAUUUUGCCACAAUAUCAGGACCACAUGUCGGAUGGAAUUCCUUGAGAAGUGGCCAAGGUGAGAGAGCCAUCACCAUUCAAUAUCAGGACAAUGUGACAAAUCCACCUGCCUUUAAGUUGUUCGUUAAUACUGAUUGGAAUCAGGAAAUUGAUCCAGAGAGGGUGGAGCAUCACAAUGGUGGAUUUGGUGAUGCACCACAGAGAAAUUGCAAUUCUGAGAAGAAGAAUACCUGGACUUUCCCAUCAAACACAGUUGGAUCCAUUUCAGAUGGUACUAGCCAUUUAGUGGGAAAUACCUCUGACCCAGCACUUCGUCAGGGUGAUUCAUCUCAUCUCCCACAGCAAUUCCCUCAACUAUUUCCGCCACCUCAGCCAUUUCCCCAGCCCUAUCCAUCAUUUGUCCCAUUUCCACCAACAUGCUGUCGCAGUCCCCUCAAUCGACCUCGAUUCCUCAUUUCAUCGCCCAAUUUUCCGCAGAAGAACAUCAACAACUUGGACUGUGUCUAUGUUGUCGAGAGACUCGUGACAUCGUGUCGCUUGAGAAUCAUCUUCAGGUAUUUCCUGAUACCGGAUGUGGAUCAGAAUUUCUGUGUAAACUCAUUUGUGGAGAUUGACGGCAGGAGAUUCUGUGGCUGUCGCUCGGGUGUACUCUAUCUUAGUCAGUGGGGUCUCGAAAAUAGGAAAACCAUCCGGUUCAGGCACACCCAAAUCCCCGUACCAACAUCAAUUGUCCAGGGAUUUGUGAUGGAGGUAAUUCAGGAAGAAUGUCCCUAUCGACUACUCCGGAGUCUUCCCACAGGAAAAAAUGACACUCAACCCAGGGAAAAGCUAGACUUUAGACCUAUUGGAAAUACAACUUAUACCAAUUUCCACAGUGAUGGGAGUGAAAGUUUUCCAAGUCGUGGUGAUGAGGGAAAGAACGACAAUGAGGAUUACGAGCCUUCUAUGAAAUUCUUCUUCCCCAAUACCAUCAACCGAUGCUACUUUGGAUGGCUUCAGUGGUUUCAACUCACUGUUAAUCCACUCUGGAUCACACGACCCCAAUGUAGACUUUGAUGAAGAAAUGGUUAAUUAGUUUUUAAAGAUGUGGGCAGGAAAUAGCGUCGCAUCUCUCUUGGGGUUCAUUUAAUUCAAAUAGGAGAGCAAUAGUUUGUUCAAAAAAUGCACAAUAAUUUUGGAUUAUUAUAAAUCACCCUGAUAUAUGUGAAUUUUGAAUAGUUUUCAGAAUACAAAACCAAAAAAAAACAGUAAAUAAUAUUGACUUUCAGUCUUAAAAAAACAAAUACAGUACGACUCCGAUAGAGUCAACACAUUUGAUUCUUAUAUAUUUGCAAUAUUUUAAGUUAUUAAUUGAUGAAGUUACUAUUACACUCGUUAAAAAUUGUCUCAGGUUCUUACUUAACAAAAGUAGUUUAAAAGUUUCGCGAUGCUCAAAAUUUUGAAGAGUUGACUCUAUCGGAGUCGUACUGUAUUGAUUAACCCUUUAACGACGAGAUACUUUUUACGGACAGAAAAUCAACAAUAAAAAUUUAACC
Messenger RNA from Phlebotomus papatasi, 2211 nucleotides. Its product is annotated as cubilin. The transcript has a single exon. The record is from RefSeq and is a predicted model, not a curated record. Gene Ontology annotation, molecular function: serine-type endopeptidase activity. The coding region runs from base 200 to 1732 and encodes 510 amino acids. NCBI's taxonomy places the organism in Eukaryota, Metazoa, Arthropoda, Insecta, Diptera, Psychodidae.